Molecule: messenger RNA, 1030 nt
Organism: Cryptomeria japonica (Japanese cedar)
Lineage: Eukaryota; Viridiplantae; Streptophyta; Pinopsida; Cupressales; Cupressaceae
Product: transcription factor MYB8
Exons: 3
Coding region: 190-930 (246 amino acids)
Source: RefSeq, a predicted model, not a curated record
UCUCACAGGCAGCAAUGAGAAUUCUUGUUUGAUUCCCUAUUUAUUCAGAUGAAUUUAACCAGAAUCUAUGUGGUGGGACUGACUAUUCUUGCUCUGGUUUGCUAGAGGAUAGUCAUUGUUGUAGGAUCAGGGACUUUAUAUCCUGAGUGGAGGGGAGGUCAUUAGUAAGUUUGAUAGACAGAGAGGAAUAUGGCAUCUGGCUCAAAGCUGCAAGAGCGUCACAAAGGGCCUUGGACUCCCCAUGAAGAUCAUCUGUUGAAAAAUUACAUAGUACAUCAUGGAGAAGGGAGAUGGUGCGCAAUACCCCAAAGAACAGGUUUGCUACGAUGUCCCAAGAGUUGUAGAUUGCGGUGGAUAAAUUACCUUCGUCCUGAUGUGAAGCGAGGACAUAUUUCUGAGGAUGAAGAAGAGCUUAUUAUAAGACUUCACAAACUGCUGGGAAACAGAUGGUCACUGAUUGCAAAGAGGGUGCCAGGUAGAACAGACAAUGAGGUGAAGAACUACUGGAACACUCGUUUGAGCAAGAAACUUCAUGGCAAAGGAAUCGAUCCCAACACCCACAAGCCUUUGAGGGCUAUUCAGUUUAAUGACAGUAGUGAAAUGAAGGGCAUGAUGAAGCUCACACAAACUGAGAAUUCCCCAGAACAGAAAGAAAAGCUUUCUCAGGAUUUCACUUGUUCAAACAAUCCAGAGACUAAUGCAGCCUCUCAACAAAGAGAUUUGGUAUUGGUAGAUUGUGGAGAGCAUGUUUGGCAGGGGAUUAGUGAUGAGAACGUGAGGGACAUUUGUGGAUAUGCUCUACAUUCUCCUGGACAUGGGUGUAUGGAGUCCCUGGAAAACUCUGUGGAAAUGACGAAUUCCUUUUGUGAAUGUGAGGAUGGAACAAUGUUUGUCUACGACCUGUGGGCUUUGUCACUCUUUAAUAAUUAAGUACUAAGAGACUUUAGGCAUGAGUUCAUACUCAACCUUUCACUGUUAGGAAUAUGUUAUAUUAAUAUUGGGAUUUUGUGUCUAUUAUCUUACUACUUUG